Messenger RNA from Rhinocladiella mackenziei CBS 650.93, 720 nucleotides. RefSeq lists its product as uncharacterized. The transcript has a single exon. The record is from RefSeq and is a predicted model, not a curated record. The coding region runs from base 1 to 720 and encodes 239 amino acids. NCBI's taxonomy places the organism in Eukaryota, Fungi, Ascomycota, Eurotiomycetes, Chaetothyriales, Herpotrichiellaceae.
AUGCUUGCGAAGCAGCUGUGUCUGCAAGAACGGCGCGAACAGCAGAAGAAGAAGUGGGAAGCUCUGCGCAGCGUGCGAAGUGCUGCGGGCAGGGAUGCGAAUACAGCUACAGAUGCUACACCAAGGACAGGUGAACCCAAAGCUACUCCAGUUUCAGAACCGAGUUAUCAUACCAGCACCAUGGAAGAUGCCGCUACAGACAGCGAGAUGUCUAAGAUCAGGCCGCAUCUCUGCCGACAGUCAGAGGAGUCUCCGCGCGGAGGCCAUCGACGUCGUCGAAAGGUGCUUCACAACCUCAAAGACGGGUCGUACGAGCGUGCUAUGGUCGAUUUCUGCCAGCGAGAUAGGCGACCGAUGUCUCGAAGCAUCUCUUCAACCAACACGACCGAUGUCGGCAGUGACAACGCUGCUUCGGUUCUAACUUCUGCCUCAUCUCCUGCUUUGUAUGAGCUCGACAGACUCAGAGAGCAUGUGAAGUGCCUUCGCGCGGAGAAAGCGUCGUUGAGAAACCAAAUUGCUACACUGCUCGAUGAGAAAGCGGCUGCUGCCUCGCGCGAGACUGGUCUGCUACGCCGAAUUGCUGAGCUCGAAAACAAGAGGUCAACAGGGACGCGGUUGUCGAGGAUGGUCCUGUUGGUACUGCUCCUCCUUCACCGCCAGCAUCGCAGAAAUAAGACUGGAUACUCUUCGAUCGACUUCUUCAGUCCGGGAAUUGUUUAG